CAGUCAAAAAGAUGAUUUGACAGCUGGAAACCUUAAAAAAUGAACACUAUUAUCUGGUUUAGUCAUUUUAAAAGAAAUAUUUCGCUUCAAAACAAUUCUUAAAUUCAGUUCAAGAUUUACAGAAUGGCAACUUUUUCCACCAGCAUGACGGUGGUGGACCUUGCUAUAGACCCGUUAAUUACAUGCCGUCUUUGCCUAUCAGAGUAUGCUCCACAUGACAUGUAUACUCUUCAAGACUGUGGAUGCAUUUAUUGUAAAGAAUGUGUCCAGCAGUAUGUAAUGGUGAUGAUUUACGAGGGAAAUGUGGUCUCCAUCACAUGUCCUGAUGCUCAGUGCCGUAAACAGGGGAAAAUACUGUUCUCAGAGGUGAAGACCCUGGUUGAUGAGAAACACUUCGCCAGAUACAGAAAACUGAAAUUCCAGAAAGAAGUUGACCUAGAUCCUGACAGGACGUUUUGUCCCGAGGCGGGGUGUGAGACUGUGUGUCAUGUGUGUAGCACCUCCUCCAGUCAGGCCUUCAGCAAACCUACACCUGUAGACUGUCCUAAGUGCAAGCUACAGUUUUGCUCAGUGUGCAAGUCCAAAUGGCAUCACACAAAGUCCUGCAAUGACGUGGUCAUGUCGGGACGAUUAGAGGACCAAGGGAUCCCAUUCACAAGUGAGGCAGAGUCGAACAUCAAGAGAUGCCCAGUGUGCCAUGUGCCAAUUGAGAGAAACGAUGGCUGCGCACAGAUGAUGUGCAAGCGUUGUAAACAUGUCUUCUGUUGGUACUGCCUCACGUCUUUGGAUGAUGACUUUCUCCUGCGACACUACGACAAAGGUCCGUGCAAGAACAAACUGGGUCAUUCCAGAGCGUCUGUGAUAUGGCACCGCACUCAGGUGAUAGGGAUAUUUGCCGGGUUCGGAGUCCUUCUACUGGUUGCCUCGCCAUUUCUUCUCCUGGCAGCACCGUGCAUUUUGUGCUGCAAAUGCAGUAAGGUCAGUAAGUGUUGUAGUGAUGAUGAUGACGAUCCAGUUGCUGCCAACAGCGGGUAGCAGUUCUGUACCCCAGUCGCCUGAGCAUCAAGUGUGACUUACAUUACCAAUGUGAUAGAGGAUGAAACCAGUCUGACUUUAUUUACAAGUUUAUAGACUGAAACGUGUUAUGAGAUUUUUCUUGAUUUUGUAAAUGAUAAUUUAAUUGUAAGGUUUUCUUAAUGUCACUCUUGGGAAAGAAGAUUUUAAUGUACCAGCUAUUACGAGCGCCUUUUCAAAGAUUUGUUGAUUCUAAAUUAACAAUAUUUUUGUCAAAAAUUUCAAACAGUAAAUUGUAUGGUUUACAAAUGAGAGCUGAAAUCCAUGUACAGAAAAAGGCUCACAAAAAAUUUAUUGUAUAAUAUUUAAAUGUAAUAAUGUUGUUUAUAAAUAAACAUCAAAUUUGACAAAACAAGUGUGUAUUUAAAAAUGAACAAAUUUAUCACUUCAUUAUAAUUACGUUUACACUCCCAUGUAUAAAAGCCUGUUGAG
Molecule: messenger RNA, 1506 nt
Organism: Dreissena polymorpha
Lineage: Eukaryota; Metazoa; Mollusca; Bivalvia; Myida; Dreissenidae
Product: probable E3 ubiquitin-protein ligase RNF144A
Exons: 9
Coding region: 124-1035 (303 amino acids)
Biological process (GO): positive regulation of proteasomal ubiquitin-dependent protein catabolic process; protein polyubiquitination; ubiquitin-dependent protein catabolic process
Cellular component (GO): ubiquitin ligase complex; cytoplasm
Molecular function (GO): zinc ion binding; ubiquitin conjugating enzyme binding; ubiquitin protein ligase activity
Source: RefSeq, a predicted model, not a curated record